This is a messenger RNA of Encephalitozoon hellem ATCC 50504, 1623 nucleotides long. RefSeq lists its product as uncharacterized. The coding region runs from base 1 to 1623 and encodes 540 amino acids. Lineage: Eukaryota; Fungi; Microsporidia; Unikaryonidae. Gene Ontology annotation, biological process: microtubule nucleation; cytoplasmic microtubule organization; mitotic cell cycle. Gene Ontology annotation, cellular component: centrosome; gamma-tubulin complex; equatorial microtubule organizing center. The record is from RefSeq and is a predicted model, not a curated record. Gene Ontology annotation, molecular function: gamma-tubulin binding; microtubule minus-end binding. The transcript has a single exon.
AUGAACAAAGAAAAUUGUGGCAAGGGGAUGGACCUUGAGAAGGAGAGACACGCCAUAAUGCUGGAGAACCUCUUCUAUCUUCUUUGCGGAGUGGACACCACGCAUAUGAAGAUAGGAGUGAAGGACAAGAGAUAUGCAUUGGUAGCCGAUCCCACAUAUCCUCCACAACUUGUUCUUCCAUUUGAAUCGCUAGCCAUUAAUGUGAGAGUUCUCAACAAGUUCAUACUGAAGUCACAAUACUCGUCAGACACGGUUAAGGAGAUAGUAGCAGACCACUUUGAGCAAAGGGUCAGCAAGUAUCUGAAGCACCUUAUGAGCCUGAGAAGUAAGGUGUGGAGCAUUGAGAUGCUUAUGGUGAGUCUAAGAAGUUCGAUUGAGGAGUUUGAUGAGAUGAGGGAGAUAGUAGACGAUGUCAGAAACAUGUCUGGCGUGAGGAUAUUGAACCUGCUUAAGAGAAGAAGAGACGGGACGGUCCGGUUUCUGGACAUCUAUGAUGAGCUCAUUGGCCCCUGUGUUCUAAGGAUAAAGGCAGAGGUGGAAAGCUGGGUCACUGAGGGAUUGAUGCCCUGCAGUGAGUUUAUGGUGAGGAAAAACGAGUGUCUGAGCGAGUUCACGGAAUGUGCCUGGACACACCAAUAUACUAUUGUUGAGGAGAAUGUCCCGUACUUCCUGGCGGAACACAAAGAGAUUAUCUACAACUGUGGAAGAAUCAUCAACCUCGGGAGAAGGAUCCAGGGGAAGAACAUAUUCCACGGAUCCAGAAGAGAGUACAAUCGCCUUGGGCUGACGGGGCUGAAUGCAUAUCUAAGCAUACAGUUUAUGGAGUCGUUAAGAGGCGGGCUUGAAAAGGAGUUCGAUGUGAUGCAUAGGUACCUACUAAUGAACGAGUCUUCCCUAUAUCUAGAUAUAUUUGAGGAGCUGGUGGACGAAAUGUUUUUUCCCAGCGAAAGAACGGUUGCCAAGAUGAAUGCCAUCAGAGAGUCAAAGCAUGUGGAAGGUCUUUCGUUCAUAAGAUCUGAUGUGUCGACCAACGAGUACAUUCUACAGAUUCUGAAUGCUCAGAUGCAGCCUUGCCAGAAAAGGCACUCCACAAUGCUACAGCUGCUGAGUAUCGAAUACACGCCAUCCAUUUUGAGGAACUUCCUAUCUCCGAGGACUGUAUCUGAGCUCGAGAUAGUCUUCAGGUUUUUGUUUACACUCACCAGCAUAUCAUACUAUAUGAGCAGGCUCAAAAGGUUCUGGUUUGCAAGAAUGGCGAUGAUGGUGGUUGAUAGAUUCAGAUUUUCCAUCCACUCGAGAAUGAAUCCAAUAAAGGUGGAGAAGGACAUGGACUAUGUAAGGAAUGCCUUGCUCACCAGUACAAAAAGAUGGCUUCGCGACCUGUAUCUGACAAGUGAGAAGGCGUACUAUGCAUGGAGUAGUUUUUUUGAUCUUUGCUUUGACUUUCUGGAUGUGGAGUGUAAGUCUGCACUGAGCUGGGAAGAGAUGAAACCAUUUGAAAAUAAGCUCAUUGAAAGUAUAGCAAGCCUCAAAGACAUAUUAGAAGUCACGGAGCACAACGACCUGUUUAUUCACUUCCUUGGCAGCAUUGAGUGGAUGAAGAUGGCUAGUACCUUCAUUUAA